Molecule: messenger RNA, 3390 nt
Organism: Cucurbitaria berberidis CBS 394.84
Lineage: Eukaryota; Fungi; Ascomycota; Dothideomycetes; Pleosporales; Cucurbitariaceae
Exons: 3
Coding region: 1-3390 (1129 amino acids)
Molecular function (GO): hydrolase activity, acting on acid anhydrides, in phosphorus-containing anhydrides; zinc ion binding; ATP binding
Source: RefSeq, a predicted model, not a curated record
AUGGAGAUGUCGCACCCAGAGGAGAGACCGACCAAGAAGCGCCGUUUCUUCGCAGAAGACUCGUCGCCACCUCAAGCCCGGGCAGAAGCCCCCAACUCCCCCCCGCACUCUACGCCACCAGACGCUACAACGGCUGUCGAAAUACCGGACGAAACCAACAGCAAGGCCAAGCAAGAUGGCGGAAAUUGGGAUGGCUUUGAUGUCGGCAUGCUCCAGGCGGUUGUUGGAGAGCUAUCACUCGCCACAUUGCAGAAGUUGAAGGACGUGAGUGGUAGUCAUGUCCAACGAGCAAUCAAUCUCUACUUGGACGGCUCAUGGAACUCUGCGCCAUUCUCCGUGCCCGCACCCAUCUUUCAAUCUCGGGCCCAGCCUGUCCAAAUGACGAUAGCGAACACGCUCAGGCGAACCGAUUCUGAAGCAUCCAUCACGUCCACACCAGGCUCAGGCAAUUCAACUCCUGCGAUCCUGCGGGAAAUGCCUGCAACGCGAUACAUCGGAUCCUUUGGUGCUGUUGGUUGGGCGACUAAGAGUGGAUUAGGCCUGCUCAAACACAACGAGAAGAUUGGCAUUGAGCGCAUCAAGACCCAACACAAGCAAGGCAAAGCGAAGAGGGUCGUCAACCUCAAGAAGCAGGAUACCAUAGUCAGGUUCACCAAUGAUCGCGGAGCAGAGGUCGGCCGACUGGAAAACGACUCUGCAACCUGGAUCUCGACACUGAUGGACCAGAAGUGUUGUUCGUUCGAGGGGACCGUUGUGUACACACCGGACAGGAUACGAACAGGCGAUACGAUAUACUUACAACUGCAUGGAUGCUUCCUACGGGGCGCAUUUGACAAGCGAAAGUUUGCCAAACCGGACAACAACCGCGAGAUCAGCAUCUUUGAAGAAAAGGAGACAUCAGACGAGCGAGAUCUUCGUCUGCGGCAGGUUGGGCUUGUAAAGUUAUUCGAGUCGAUCAACUUGCGACCGACCCGGGAAAAUGAGAACACAGCAAAGCACAAGCGGCAAGGCCUGCUGCAAGCAGCGGAGAAAGUCGAGAAGAAAGACGAGAAAUUGAACUCCAAGAACGGAACGCCCGCCGAACCUGCAUCUUCACCACCCUCAGACGAAGUGGAAGAAGGCGAAGAGCUCGAGCAGGACCAGCUAGACUCAUUGUACAAGAAGGCGCAAUCCUUCGAUUUCAACACUCCCACACUGGAGCCCGCUGACACAUUCCGUAUGGAUCUGCGCAAAUACCAGAAGCAGGCCCUUUUCUGGAUGGUUGGAAAAGAGAAGGACGAAUCACUCAUGCACAAAGAGACUUCCAUGCACCCGUUGUGGGAAGAGUAUCAAUGGCCGGUAGAAGAUGCUGACAGCCAGCCUGUGCCAGCUAUAGAGGAUCAGACUAUGUUUUAUGUCAAUCCGUAUUCUGGUGAACUUUCGCUCGAGUUCCCAAGGCAGGAGCAGAGUUGUCUAGGUGGUAUACUUGCCGAUGAGAUGGGUCUCGGCAAGACCAUUGAGAUGCUUAGCUUGAUCCAUACUCACAGGAUCGAGCUCGACAAAGAUGAAUCAUCAGCUACCACGAAAACUCUUCCCCGUCUACAAAAGACUAGCGCGGCUGUUGAGUCUGCUCCAUACACCACUCUUGUAGUAGCACCAAUGUCGCUGCUGGCGCAGUGGCACAGUGAAGCUGAGAAGGCGUCAAAGGACGGUACGCUGAAGGCUAUGGUGUACUACGGCUCCGAGAAAGCAGUCAAUCUACAGAAGCUGUGCUGCGCAUCCAAUGCGGCCCAUGCUCCGAAUCUCAUCAUCACGAGCUACGGCACGGUGCUAUCGGAGUUCAACCAGAUCGUUGCGCAAGACGGCAACCGCGGAUCGCAUGGCGGCAUCUUCUCGCUAGAUUACUUUAGAAUCAUUCUUGACGAGGCACAUUACGUCAAGAACAGGCAGUCGAAGACAGCGAAAGCUUGCUAUGAACUUAGUGCAAGGCAUCGAUGGGUGCUCACCGGAACGCCCAUCGUUAACCGUCUUGAGGACCUGUUCAGUCUUGUGCGUUUCUUGAAAGUCGAGCCAUGGAGUAAUUUUUCUUUCUGGAAGACGUUCAUUACAGUUCCCUUCGAGUCUGGAGACUUCAUUCGCGCUUUGGACGUUGUGCAAACCGUCUUGGAGCCGCUUGUGCUGCGUCGAACCAAAGACAUGAAGACACCGGAUGGCGAAGCUUUGGUUCCGCUGCCAACGAGGACUAUCGACGUAGAGAAGAUAGUCCUAUCGCAAGAUGAGCGAGAUAUUUAUGAUCACAUAUUUAUGCGCGCGAAGAGCGUAUUCACUGCCAACGCCGAAGCUGGGACUCUCUUGAAGUCGUACACCACCAUAUUUGCGCAGAUUCUACGUCUACGACAAUCAUGCUGCCAUCCCAUACUCACGCGCAAGGCUAACAUAGUUGCCGAUGAAGAGGAUGCAGGACUGGCAUUAGACCUUGCCAAUGGACUCGCCGAUGACAUGGAUUUAUCAAGUCUCAUCGAACGCUUCACUGGCGAAGGCGAUCAGGACGUCAAUAGAUUUGGUGUCCACGUUCUGAAGCAGAUUCAAGACGAAGCCGAGUCUGAGUGUCCCAUCUGCUCAGAAGAACCUAUGGUCGAUCAAGCAGUGACUGGAUGUUGGCAUUCCGCAUGUAAGGAGUGCUUAUUAAACUACAUCAAUCACCAGCGUGACAAGGGCAACAUUCCACGUUGCUUCAACUGCCGCGAACCCAUCAACGCACGCGAUAUUUUUGAAGUUGUUCGGCACGAUCACGUCAUGGAAGCAGUCAGCCAUGCUUUUCGUCGCGGCGACGGACCACCACCAGCAACGCAGAGUCCACGUAUCAGCCUUCGAAGAAUCGGCCUUACCGGCUCAGCGAAAACUCAAGCCCUCCUCACCCAUUUGAAGAACAUUCGAAGAGAGGACAAGUCCACCAAAUCCGUCGUGUUCUCCCAGUUUACAUCUUUUCUGGAUCUCAUCGAGCCAGCCUUAACACGCGACCACAUUCCUUUUCUCCGCUUCGACGGCUCCAUCUCCCAGAAACAGCGAGCCAUCAUUUUGGCCGAGUUCGCCAGUUCCCCGAAACCUUACGUCCUGCUUCUAAGCUUACGGGCGGGAGGCGUAGGCCUGAAUUUGACGUGUGCGAAUAAAGUGUUCAUGAUGGAUCCGUGGUGGAGCUUUGCUGUCGAGGCGCAGGCUAUCGAUCGCGUGCAUCGGAUGGGGCAGGAACGGGAGGUAAAAGUAGUGAGAUUUGUGGUUGAAGGCAGUAUUGAGGAGAAGAUGCUUAGGGUUCAAGAGAGAAAGAAGUUCAUUGCAAGUUCUUUGGGUAUGAUGAGCGACGAGGAGAAGCGCGUACAGCGCAUUGAGGAUAUCAAGGAACUGUUGAGCUAG